Ilex paraguariensis (yerba mate) is the source of this 228-nucleotide messenger RNA. Lineage: Eukaryota; Viridiplantae; Streptophyta; Magnoliopsida; Aquifoliales; Aquifoliaceae. The record is from the annotation of a GenBank genome assembly.
AUGAAUAUGCCCUCACUUGUUGAGUUAUCUAUUGGAUGGAAAUACUUUGCAAAGUUGGUUAAACCCCAAUUCUGGAACCUCUCAAUGUAUCUAUCUCAGCUAGAAACGCUUAUAUUGGAUGCUGUUAUUCAGAAGAAUAUUGGGGCUCUUGAAUUCCUGAAUUCAACAAUCUCAAGGCAUUGGAAGUGGCAGUAUGGGGAAGGGAUGACGAGAGCCAUCUUGGUUUGA